AUGUGGACUCCAGUACGGUUCACUGCUGGCAAAACACGUGGAAUCCGGAGAAGGGUCAAUGACAGAUACCGGGGUGUGAUGUCGGUGUUAAACCUGUCCUUCGCGGCCUGUGGCUUCAUGGGGGUCUACCACCUGGGAGCAGUGGGGGCGUUCCUCCGUCGCUGCCCCAGGACCGGCUCCUCUCCUGGGGUUUGUCCCGCGGCCUGCGCUGGGGCCUCUGCUGGAGCUCUGGUGGCUGCUGUCGUCAUCACUGCACCAGAGAAACUACAGGAGUGCACAGACUUCACCUACGCCUUCGCACACCGUGUGAGAUCACAACCACUAGGAGCCAUCACCCCUGGGUUUGACUUCAUGAGAGAGCUACGAGAUGGAGUGGACCACAUUCUCCCCUGUGACGCUCACCUCAGAGCAGACGGACGCCUCUACGUGUCGCUCACUCACUCUAGAACCGGACAGAACCAGAUCAUCAGCAACUACAGCAGCAGAGAGGAACUAAUGCAGGCACUCCUGGCCUCCAGCUUCGUUCCGGUCUAUGCUGGUCUGAAGCCUGUGGAGUUCAGAGGAGAGCGCUGGGUGGACGGAGGCUUCACAGACUCUUUGCCGAUUCUUCCGUUCGGACGCACAGUCACAGUGUCGCCGUUCUCUGGACCGCAGAAUGUGUGUCCAGUCCACAGGGGGCGCUCUACCAGACACUUGCAGCUGGCCAACAUGAAGGUCACGUUUUCUGUAGAAAACAUGAAACGUUUGAACAGUGCUCUGUUCCCUCCGACUGCGGCUCAGAUGAGGAUCUUUGAGGAGGAAGGAUUUACUGAUGCCCAGAGAUACAUGAGGACCAUGUGA
Molecule: messenger RNA, 840 nt
Organism: Knipowitschia caucasica
Lineage: Eukaryota; Metazoa; Chordata; Actinopteri; Gobiiformes; Gobiidae
Source: the annotation of a GenBank genome assembly